AUGUCUGGUAAGAAAUUGUAUGGUUAUGCAUGGCUGUCUGUAGUCCUUGAUGGGUACACUUUGGGUAUCCACUUUGUGCAAGACACAUCCUAUUUUGGUCACCACAUCAUGUUAGGCUCCACAUUAUUCCCACACAUCACAUACUCCGCAAAAUCAACACCGCUUCGGCCAGGCAAUUACGCCCGCAACGUCCGCACUAUUUCCCACACUUCUAUUCCCUUCACGCUCAUCGUCGUGCACGAUGAGCACCAUAUUUCACUCAUUUUACUCGUUCUCUUCACACCUUUUGCGUCAUCCAUAUCACCAUUAUGGCUGAUGACGUCCACGGCACUCAACGGCACUCAACGGCACUCCCGCACCUCGCAAAGCUUCAGUGCUCAACGCUCAGCGCUCAUGCCCAUCCUCGUGCCCAUCCUCGUGCCCAUCCUCGCGUCCAUCCUUGUGCCCAUCCUCGCGCCCAUCCUCGCGCCCAUCCUCGCGUCCAUCCUCGUGCUCAACCUCGUGCCCAUCCUCUGUCAUGCUACCUUGCCGCAAGCAGAACACGACGACCUCUUCGCAGGUUACAAUGUCUCAUAG
Molecule: messenger RNA, 576 nt
Organism: Suillus clintonianus
Lineage: Eukaryota; Fungi; Basidiomycota; Agaricomycetes; Boletales; Suillaceae
Exons: 3
Coding region: 1-576 (191 amino acids)
Source: RefSeq, a predicted model, not a curated record